Helianthus annuus (common sunflower) is the source of this 1440-nucleotide messenger RNA. RefSeq lists its product as uncharacterized. NCBI's taxonomy places the organism in Eukaryota, Viridiplantae, Streptophyta, Magnoliopsida, Asterales, Asteraceae. The coding region runs from base 1 to 1440 and encodes 479 amino acids. The transcript has a single exon. The record is from RefSeq and is a predicted model, not a curated record.
AUGCCUCCCAAGACAAAGCUACCCCCAGGCUUUGAUCGUUAUGAUGGAACGAGAGACCUUGAGGAUCACCUGCAUGCCUUCCGGGGAGCGGGGCAGCUAGGAAGAUGGCCCAUGCCAGUAUGGUGCCACAUGUUCGUACAAACCCUAACGGAGGGAGCCCGGCUUUGGUUUGACAGUCUUCCCCCGGGGAGUAUAGAUAGCUAUGAAGAAUUGAGCGAGAAGUUCCUCAGGAACUUUGGCCAACAGAGGAAGGUGGUCAAAAAUCCAAACGAGAUUCUUCAUAUCAGACAAAGGGAUAACGAGCGAAUAGACCAAUACAUGGAAAGGUUUUUUAAGGAAAGCAUGAACAUCAAGGACGUCCCAGAGGUCAUGAAGAUCAGUAGUUUCAUAAACGGGUUGAAACAUGCACAGCUGUGUGAAAAACUGGGAGAGGAAUUUCCUCCUUCCUUCGACAAUCUUAUGGAUAGAGUCAGGGCCUUUGUCCGGGGAAAAGAUACAGUCAGCAAAGCGAAGGAGACGGACGUCACGCCUCGGAGGGUCACCCCGGCUGCAAGGCCUCCUGAUAAAGGCACACCCUAUUUCCGGAAACCUGCCUUUGAUAGAAUGUUGCAUGACAGGGCAAGGCCCUCAUACUCCCCAUAUAGACCCCGAGGGAGAGGUCCCCCUCCGUACUCCGAUUACUUCACCCCUCUCACCAAGACCCCAAGUGAGAUACUAGCCACAGAGAGGGUAAAGAAUUCUUUCCCAAGGCCACCACCCAUAAAACCAGGACCGAAGGCACAACCGAACGAGUACGGUGAGUUUCACAAAGGCUUUGGGCACAAAACCGAUGACUGCAUGUACCUGAAAAGGGAAAUAGAAACCGCGGUGAAAACGGGGAGGUUGGCCCACUUGGUCAAGGAAAUCAAGGAGGGGGGAGGGGAUCGCAAGGGAAGAGAUGCAAGGGAGCCAGGGAGGGCAGAUGUUGAUAUGAUUAGAAGGAGGAAUGAGUUCGAUACCACCAGAAGUGUAAAGGCCAGAAUCCUAGGCUCCCCGAACUGCAUGAAAGCUCCCAUCCUUAUGCCAUACCUAGAAGAAAGUGAGGUGCAACGACUCUCGCUGAACAUCUCAGCUGUAAUAGCCGGACACAAGGUGUCUCGAAUACAUGUGGAUGGAAGGUCAGGCGUUGAGGUAAUAUACGAACACUGUUUUCUUAGGUUCGACAGGGAUGUAAGAGAUAGAUUGGAGGAAGAUUCUAUCCCCUUAGUGGGAUUCAACAACAGUGUGUCGCAUCCCCUGGGAAAGAUCAGGCUCCCAUUCCUAGUUGGGGUAGGGGAUCGGGUCCGAACGAUAAAUCUGACCUUCACAGUAGUCAGGGCACCCUCUAAGUACAAUGCGAUCUUGGGAAGACCCGGGAUUGGAGACCUGCAGGCACAAGCAUCCACCCCUACGGGGCUUUAG